UUCUACUUCAACUGCAGUAGUGUAAGAAGCCCAAAACAUCUGUCUUUAGAACUACUGUGUGUGUGAAUAAAGGGACAUGGCACAACAGAACAAGAAUAUUAAGCAAAAUGAAGAGUUGCUUGCAGCUUUCACUUGGCAAGUUCUUGGCACAGAUGAUGUGGAGCAGAAAGCCUACACCGAUGCUGACAUGGUCAAACAUCUGUUAGCUGAGAAAGAUCGGGACCUGGAACUGGCAGCUCGAAUUGGACAAGCCCUCCUUAAGCGAAACCACCUGCUGACGGAACAGAACGAAGCCCUAGAAGAACAGUUAGGACAAACUCUAGAUCGAGUUAACCAGCUGCAGCAUGAACUGUCAAAGAAGGAUGACCUGCUUCGUAUUGUUUCGAUUGCUUCUGAGGAGAGUGAAACUGAUUCCAGCUGUUCCACACCACUUCGUUUUAACGAGUCUUUCAAUGUACCACAUGAUCUGCUGCAGCUGGAUGUCUUGCAAGAUAAACUCAGAGAGCUGGAAGAGGAGAACCUUGCUCUCCGAUCGAAGGCUUGCCAUCUGAAGACAGAAACCAUUACAUAUGAAGAGAAGGAACAGCAGCUGGUCAAUGACUGUGUCAAAGAACUGCGGCAAACAAAUGCUCAAAUCUGUAGAAUAACAGAGGAGUUAUCAGAGAAGAGUGAGGAGUUGGUUCGCUACCAGGAAGAGAUCUCAUCCCUCUUGUCUCAGAUCGUUGAUCUCCAGCAUAAACUCAAAGAACAUGUGAUUGAAAAGGAGGAGCUGAAACUUCACUUACAAGCUUCCAAAGAUGCUCAGAGACAGCUGACGGCAGAGCUACAUGACUUGCAAGAUCGGAAUGCAGAGUGUCUAGGGAUGUUGCAUGAAUCACAAGAAGAAGUGAAGUUGCUGCGUAACAGAGCCAGAUCUGUUGCUUGUCUCUGCCACCCUCAGUCAUGUGGAGCAUUUCUUGUGGAUUCUCUUGCAGCAGAAAUUGAAGGGACAAUGCGGAAGGAAUUGAGUCAGGGUGAUGAAUCUGUUCUCUCCAAGCAAAAGGAUCAACAGAAACGAGUAUUUGACACUGUCAGGGUUGCUAAUGUCACUCGUGGCCGCUCGUCUUCCUUUCCUGCCCCAUUGCCAAUCCCUGGAUCUAAUAGGUCAAGUGUUGUUAUGACAGCAAAGCCCUUCGAGUCUGGCAUACACCAGUUGGAGAGCCAUGCACGGGUGACCCAGAGGAGCAGCUCUGAGAAGAAUUUGAAAGACACUCGUAAUCCUGGCCAGCCGGGAAUCCCGGGAGACAAUGGCUUAGUUGCAGCUCUGCACAGGCUCUCCCUCCGUCGUCAGAACUACCUGAGUGAGAAGCAGUUCUUUGAGGAAGAAUGGGAGCGAAAAAUGCAUUUGCUGGCUGAGCAGAAAGAAGGGGCUAGUGGCUGUAGUACACCCACAGAAAGCUGUUUUGCCUUGGGCACAAACUCAGAAUUCACUGAUCUCUCUGCCAGCUCCAAUAAUCUCCGUGUUCUCCUACCAGAAAAAUUGCAAAUUGUCAAACCCAUUGAAGGAUCUCAGACCCUUUUUCAUUGGCAGCAGCUUGCUCGACCCAACCUAGGCACCAUUCUUGACCCAAGACCAGGUGUUGUUACGAAAGGUUUUACCCCUCUGACUGAUGAUGCUGUGCACCACAUCUCUGACUUGGAGGAGGAUGAUGAGGAAGGAGGAGGUAUAACAUUUCAAGUGCAGCAGUCUGUCCUGGAGGAAAAGAAAUGUACAGCAGCAAAGCCAGUGGCAGGGAUUUUCCUCCCACCUCUUACUUCAGCGGCAGUACCACUCACCGUUGCAGCCUCAAAUCCAGGGAAGUGUCUGUCAUCCACAAAUUCUACAUUUACCUUUACUACCUGUAGGAUCCUUCACCCAUCUGAUGUCACUCAAGUUACUCCCAGCUCCGUGGGUACCCCAUUUUCACUUGGAAGCAAUAGCAGCAGUAUUGGAAACCCAGUAGUGAGCACUCCAACCAUUCCUUACAGGCUUAGUAUUGGAGAAUUUCUCACGAACAGAAGAGACUCAACCACUACUUUCAGCAGCACAAGAAGUCUGGCUAAACUUUUGCAAGAACGAGGCAUCUCUGCCAAGGUUUAUGAUAGCCCCAUAUUAGAAAAACUGCCUUUGCUUCAGGCCCCUCGAACUCUCCCCAUUCCUUCUACUCCACCAAAUUCUCCCUUGCGCUCGCCUUGUCCUUCCCCUCCACUGUUUGAGCAUCGGGUGCAUCAUUCAGAAAAUUUCCUGGCUUCUCGACCAGCAGAAACAUUCUUGCAAGAAAUGUAUGGCCUGAAGCCCUCCCGUAACACCCCAGACAUAGGCCAGCAGAAGAUGAACCUGGUGGACAGGCUGAAGAGGCUGGGUAUUGCCAGGGUCAUCAAGCCCCCUGAAACGCAGGACUGCAGGAACAAUCAGGAGCCAGAGGUUAGCUUGCGGAGGCAGGACUCAGCUGUGUUUUUAAAUGCAGGUACCAACUUAAUGGCAGGACUGAGAAGAAACCAGAGUCUUCCAGCCAUGAUUGGAGCACUGGGAGCUCCAGUUUGCACACAGUCGUCAAAAAUGGAUAUCCUAAAGGAGGACUGA
This is a messenger RNA of Nestor notabilis (Kea), 2602 nucleotides long. It is a transcript of the gene TRAK2, whose product is annotated as trafficking protein, kinesin binding 2. The transcript is spliced from 14 exons. The coding region runs from base 77 to 2602 and encodes 841 amino acids. The record is from RefSeq and is a predicted model, not a curated record. Gene Ontology annotation, biological process: neurogenesis; anterograde axonal transport of mitochondrion. Gene Ontology annotation, molecular function: GABA receptor binding. Gene Ontology annotation, cellular component: dendrite. Lineage: Eukaryota; Metazoa; Chordata; Aves; Psittaciformes; Psittacidae.